Marmota monax (woodchuck) is the source of this 1856-nucleotide messenger RNA. It is a transcript of the gene Seh1l, whose product is annotated as SEH1 like nucleoporin. Gene Ontology annotation, biological process: cellular response to amino acid starvation; positive regulation of TORC1 signaling. The record is from RefSeq and is a predicted model, not a curated record. Gene Ontology annotation, molecular function: structural molecule activity; protein binding. NCBI's taxonomy places the organism in Eukaryota, Metazoa, Chordata, Mammalia, Rodentia, Sciuridae. The transcript has 9 exons. Gene Ontology annotation, cellular component: nuclear pore outer ring; Seh1-associated complex. The coding region runs from base 112 to 1389 and encodes 425 amino acids.
CUCGGCGGCUAGGUCCCCGAGCCUGCGGGCCACGCGCCGCCGCCGCCGCCGUCGCCGUCGCCCUCUUCGGAGGCGGGAGGGGCUGGCGGAGGAGGCGCGUCGUCGGAAGCCAUGUUUGUGGCGCGCAGCAUCGCGGCGGACCACAAGGAUCUCAUCCACGAUGUCUCUUUCGACUUCCACGGACGGCGGAUGGCCACCUGCUCCAGCGACCAGAGCGUCAAGGUCUGGGAUAAAAGUGAAAGUGGAGAUUGGCAUUGUACUGCUAGCUGGAAGACCCAUAGUGGAUCCGUGUGGCGUGUGACGUGGGCCCAUCCUGAAUUUGGACAGGUUUUGGCUUCCUGUUCUUUUGACCGAACAGCUGCUGUAUGGGAAGAAAUAGUAGGAGAAUCCAAUGACAAACUGCGAGGACAGAGUCACUGGGUGAAGAGGACAACUCUAGUGGACAGCAGAACAUCGGUUACUGAUGUGAAGUUUGCUCCUAAACAUAUGGGUCUUAUGUUAGCGACCUGUUCAGCAGAUGGUAUAGUAAGAAUAUAUGAGGCACCAGACGUUAUGAAUCUCAGCCAGUGGUCGCUGCAGCAUGAGAUCUCAUGUAAGCUAAGCUGUAGUUGUAUUUCUUGGAACCCUUCAAGCUCCCGUGCUCAUUCUCCAAUGAUUGCUGUAGGCAGCGAUGACAGUAGUCCAAAUGCAAUGGCCAAGGUUCAGAUUUUUGAGUACAACGAAAACACCAGGAAAUACGCAAAAGCCGAAACUCUCAUGACAGUCACUGAUCCUGUACAUGAUAUUGCGUUUGCUCCAAACUUGGGAAGAUCUUUUCAUAUUCUAGCAAUAGCAACCAAAGAUGUCAGAAUUUUUACAUUAAAGCCUGUGAGGAAAGAACUUACUUCCUCUGGUGGGCCAACAAAAUUUGAAAUCCACAUAGUGGCUCAGUUUGAUAAUCAUAAUUCUCAGGUCUGGCGAGUAAGUUGGAAUAUAACUGGAACAGUGCUGGCCUCUUCAGGAGAUGAUGGCUGUGUAAGACUGUGGAAAGCUAAUUAUAUGGACAACUGGAAGUGCACUGGCAUCUUGAAAGGUAAUGGGAGCCCAGUCAAUGGGAGUUCUCAGCAAGGAAACUCAAACCCUUCCCUAGGUUCAAAUAUUCCAAGUCUUCAAAACUCAUUAAAUGGAUCUUCUGCUAGCAGGUAUUUCUUUCCCCCUCUGGAUUCCCCACGGGCUGGAUCGAGAUGGUCCAGUUAUGCCCAGCUCCUUCCUCCUCCUCCUCCUCCUCCUCCUCCUCCUCUGCUAGAGCCCUCUUGCGAUGCUGACACUGCCAACCUCCAGUAUCCUCACCCUCGCAGACGAUCUCUCUCUCGGCCUCUUAAUCCCUUACCUGAGAAUGAAGGGGUUUAAAACACUGACUUAAUAUUUAAAGGCCUUAUUCAAAUGCUUGUAAAUGCUUUCAUUCCUGGCUGCUUUUUGUUUUUCUUCUUUUUCUUUCAGAAGACUUUUCUUAUUUAGGGUCUGUCUUGCAUGUAUCACAACCAGAACACAGUGUUUGGAACCUAAACCUGUUUGUGAGUCUGCAUCAAAGGAACAUUGGCUUCACUGGUUGAUAACCUUUGAUGAAAUGUGUACAAAUAACAUCAACUGUGAAAAUUACACAGUAGCUGACUUCCAAGUGCCUGUUUUGUAAAUUUUAUUUUGAAUUGUUAUCAUAGUCUUAAAUUCUGCUUUGUCAUACUGGUUAAUGUGAAAACAUCAUUAUGGAAUUCAUUCUGCCUUUGAGACAUAUUAAGAAAUGUUUUUAAUUUUUACAGGCUAAAUGUUGUGACUAAUGUGUAAAAUAAAUCAUUCCUGUGUAUAAAGCAGCAAAACAA